Molecule: messenger RNA, 324 nt
Organism: Lactuca saligna
Lineage: Eukaryota; Viridiplantae; Streptophyta; Magnoliopsida; Asterales; Asteraceae
Source: the annotation of a GenBank genome assembly
AUGCAAGCUAAAAGGAUUUCGCUUCCUAAUCGUUUACUCGAUGGAACUUUGGACUCAAUGCAAUUAUGGGUUUAUGAUGAUGCUACUGCUUCAGUGGUGAUCAAGCUGAAAAAGAACCAAUAUCGCAUUGUUGAUCCCAAAGACUUAUUGAAUUUUUGUGAGCGUGAUAUUCAAACUUUUUCAAACUUUCAAAUAAUUGUUGAGGGUGAAUUGUUUGAAGCUACUGUAAAAGCCUUCAUCGGAGUGGUUGCUACCAUAAUUGGAAGGAAGUUGUGGGCUAGGGAAUUUGAUAUGGUGGAUUUGCAUCUUGUGGAAAAGACUUGA